Messenger RNA from Polychytrium aggregatum, 711 nucleotides. Its product is annotated as ribosomal protein L6e-domain-containing protein. Gene Ontology annotation, molecular function: RNA binding; structural constituent of ribosome. The transcript is spliced from 2 exons. The coding region runs from base 1 to 711 and encodes 236 amino acids. Gene Ontology annotation, cellular component: ribosome; cytosolic large ribosomal subunit. Gene Ontology annotation, biological process: ribosomal large subunit assembly; cytoplasmic translation. Lineage: Eukaryota; Fungi; Chytridiomycota; Chytridiomycetes; Polychytriales. The record is from RefSeq and is a predicted model, not a curated record.
AUGGCCCACGCUCCCAACGUUCAGCUCAUUCCUGGAGUCUCCAAGCUCUCUAGAUCUCAGGUCUACGCCAAGAAGGCCCUCUACAAGAAGAAGAAGGUCGUCAUUGCUGCCAAGACCGAGGCUAAGGCUGCCACCAAGACCGUCACCGUUGGCGGCGCCAAGAACGGCCAGACCCGUGUCGUCCCUGUCGAGAAGGCCUCCCGCUUCUACGCCGCCGAGGAUGCCCCCCAGCCCAAGGUCUCCCGCAAGACCGUCAAGACUGGUGCCCUCCGCCAGAGCAUCACCCCCGGCACUGUCCUGAUCGUCCUGUCGGGCCGCUUCCGUGGUAAGCGCGUUGUCUUCCUCAAGAGACUCGACUCUGGCCUCCUCCUCGUCACCGGCCCCCACAAGGCCAACGGCGUCCCCCUCCGCCGCGUCAACCAGGCCUACGUCAUUGGCACCUCCACCAAGGUCGAUGUCAGCAAGGUCAACGUUGACAAGUUCGACGACGCCUACUUCAAGAAGCCCAAGGCUGCCAAGGCCAAGGCCACCGAGGAGGCUCUCUUCAACGCUGCUGAGCGCAAGCCCGUCGAUGCCCACCGCAUUGCUGACCAGAAGGAGGUUGACGCUGCCGUCAGCGCCGCCAUCAAGAAGGUUCCCGCUCUCAGGGGCUACCUCAGAUCGUCCUUUGCUCUGUCCAAGGGUCAAUUCCCCCACUUGCUGAAGUUCUAG